Molecule: messenger RNA, 3237 nt
Organism: Exaiptasia diaphana
Lineage: Eukaryota; Metazoa; Cnidaria; Anthozoa; Actiniaria; Aiptasiidae
Product: FRAS1-related extracellular matrix protein 2
Exons: 19
Coding region: 165-2819 (884 amino acids)
Biological process (GO): cell communication; metal ion transport
Cellular component (GO): membrane
Source: RefSeq, a predicted model, not a curated record
ACAAAGUCAGUGUUACCACAGUGGGAGACACGGCCAAGCCUGGUGAGGAUUUUAUUGCAGUUAACAGAACCGCAAUACCUUUUCCUAUUGGUAGGCAACAUGCACAGAUCAUUAUCCCUCUAAUAGAUGACCUCGUUUCCAAAUCCAACAAGACAUUCAAAAUCAUGACCUCACGGCAAGGCACUGGUAUCUCUCACUUUACCUGUCCAAGUAUCAUUACAGUUGACAUAGUUGACAACGACGCAAACAUCUUCUUCUGUAAACCGCUCCAAACGUCUGUGAAAGAAAAUGCUGGACAGUAUGUGAUCAAAGUGUGUCGUUAUCCAAAAUCUCAAAACUUCGAGAAUGAGAUUCGAUUAUGCUGGACUUCCGAUGGAAAUGGACAAGCUCGUGAUUAUCCAUCAAUUAUAAGUGGCUGUGCCACGAAAACCUUUGGGAAAGGAAUAGACAUGAUAGAACAUACGAUAAAUAUUACGAAUGACAACUGGGGAGAGCAAGAGUUCAAGAGGUUCAAUAUCGAAAUGACAAGUGUCGGGUCGAAUAAAGCAAUCUUCAACGAUACAACCAAGUAUAAUGUAACCUUGGAAGAUGAUGACAAUUCGUAUUGCUUGAAAGGCAGUUUCCUAACAGUAUUUGAAGAGACUGACAAGUAUAUUAAUUUGACCAUCGUAAGAACAGGCGCAAUCUCAACCCAAAGUUCGAAGAUUCUUAUCAACACAAAUGAUCAAACUGCAACGAAAGGACAAGAUUUUGAAGGCAUAAAAACCAACCAAAUCACAUUUAACAACGGCGAUACUGAGAAAAUUGUUUCGAUCAAAUUAGAAGACGACAAAAUUGUUGAAGAUCGUGAAUCUUUCCAGGUGACUUUAUCUGGCUCAAACGGAAGUACAGUCUUCCCAUCAUGCAACAGUACCAUUGUGACCAUUGUCAGUAAUGAUGUGAACAUCUCAUGUAAUUUGAGUGGAUAUUUGGCUGUCUUUGAAAACAAAAGACAAGUGGUCUUUAGCUUAACAAGAGCAGGAUCUAAUGAGUAUCCCCAUUCAAUAAGGGUAAAGACACAAGACGUUAGUGCAUCAUCACUAAGUGAUUACGCCUCACUGGACAGGACGGUCAGGUUCAGCCCAGAUUCAUAUCAAACAAAAGAACAAAUAACAUUGCAUUUGAACAUCACGAACGACAAGAUUUUGGAAAACAACGAGACGUUAAGUUUGACUUUUACCACAAUUGACAACCGUGUGAAUAUCCUUUGUCCUAAUACUACAGUAUGGAUUCUGAAUGACGAAACCUACAUUUUCUUCUGCAAACCGCUUCAGACGUCUGUGAGAGAAAAUGCUGGAAAGUACAAAGUUAAUCUGUGCAGAGCUGGUCGUACCAGUGUUCCCCAUUUAAUUAAAUUAUGUUGGACAUCCGAUGGUAAUGGUCGUCUUCACGACUACCCAUCAAUCAAAGCUGGCUGCGACGAGAUAACCUUUCCAGCUGGAAAAAACAAGAUACAACACUCGAUCAAAAUUACAAACGACAGUUGGGGAGAACAAGAACACAAAACGUUCCAGCUGAGGAUCCUAACCAAUGAAUCAACUGUGUUUUUCAACGACACCUCCAGCUAUAACGUCACACUGAUUGAUGAUGACAAUUCAUUUUGUUUGAAGAAAAUGGCUUUUAAUGUGACAGAAGAAAAUCAUCGAUUUCUUAACAUACUUGUAGAAAGGUUUGGUGCUAUCUCAACUACAAAUGCAUCUGUGAGACCAAUCGCUGUACCAGAUCAAGUAAAAAAAGCUCUUAGUCCGGAUGACUACGAAUUUCCAAAUAACAAUCAAUCUUUGAUGUUUUCUCUAAACGAAGUUGAAAAAAACAUUACGAUCACUAUUAAAGAUGACAAGCUGGCUGAAGAUCAUCAAAUUUUCAUAUUAUCUUUGUAUGGCGUGGGUCUGAGUACUGUGUUUCCAUCCUGUAAUACUUCAAGAACCACAAUCGUCAGUAAUGAUGUUGAUAUCCGUUGCAAUGGUUUGAACUCGGCAAUGCAACAAGGUUUUGAAAAUGAAAGUUCUUUGGUUGUAAACAUCACACGAGAGGGAUCAAUCGAGUACAAUCAUACCAUACGUAUUCGUACAGUGGCAGAUUCAGCAAAACCCCAAAGUGAUUUCAUUCCAGUUGAUAAAGUUAUAACAUUCAUCGCUGGACAAAAGAAUAUCCAACAGAACGUCAUAAUUGUAAAUGAUCUCGAGGUAGAAAAGGCCGAGAGAUUUCAUCUUGAAUUGACUUCAAAUGACUCACGUGUUAACAUCAUCUGUAAACGAAUAACCUAUGUCAUCAAAGACGAAGAUACUAUGGUAACAUGCCCAAAAAGUUUAACCGUAUCUGAGAACACAAAGAUGGUAACAUUGCAGUUGGAAAGAGAGGGAUAUUUGAAUAGGACUUCUAACAUGUGGAUUAGCACUCUUGAUGGCACUGCAUAUGACAAAGCGGAUUUUGCACCAGCAAACAGGAGGAAUGUCACUUUCUAUCGUGGAGAGAACAUUUCAUCAGUCAGUAUUGAAAUCGUUGAUGACGAUGUACCAGAGAAAUUGGAAUCGUUCUCUAUCUUACUGGGUUCGGAAGAUAACACCACCACGCCGAUCACAUCUUCGAUUUGUAUGAACAUAACAAUAAACGAUGACGAUAAAGAUGAAGAUAAAGACCGCAUCACUGCUAAACAAGCACAAGAAAUCUUGGAUAGCAGGAAAAGGAUUUCAAACCUUCUUAUCGCUGGGCUAGGCGCUGCUAGUGUUAUAGUGUUGAUUUUGAUUAUACUCCUCAUUGCGGUUUGCGUGUGCUUUUAAGGAAUAAUCCGCCGAGUACGUAAAUGCUGCAAUUAAAAUUAAUAUCGUCAGAACCCCGAAGUAUGCUUUUUGGAACCACGUAUGAAUCAACGCUUGAGUAGAGGCAAUUUUGUAUAACUGUGAAAAGAUACGGAUCACGGCCAAGUCACGGAACCUCGCCAGGUAUCAAUAAAAUAAGCGACUCAAGAACACAUCUCUGAUGGGUCACUGUUCGGGGUGGCGAUAGCACGACAUAUUAUCUGGUCAUAAGAAGUCCACAUAAGCAAACCCAAGCACACAAGACGCUGUUUUAUAUCUCACAACAAAAUCCGAUAAUCAAAUUGCAAAUUGGCAUUUUCAGAAACAGUUCUCCGGUUUCGAGAUCUUAUUUGUGCAGCCUUUACCUCGAAAGCAUGUAAUAUCACUGGAAAAAAUCGCG